Messenger RNA from Brassica oleracea var. oleracea, 746 nucleotides. RefSeq lists its product as uncharacterized. The record is from RefSeq and is a predicted model, not a curated record. The transcript has a single exon. Bases 107 to 520 code for a protein of 137 amino acids. NCBI's taxonomy places the organism in Eukaryota, Viridiplantae, Streptophyta, Magnoliopsida, Brassicales, Brassicaceae.
GUCUCCUCUUCUUACUGUUCUCUAAUCUAAAUCUAAUUUCACCUUUCCUACAAAACCUAAAACCUUUUUCUUAUUACACAACCUAAAAGUCUCUAAGUUUCUGACAAUGUCGGAAGAGUUCGACGAAUCUGAGAUCAUUUUCUCCGACAGCUUCUUCCCAAUUCGCCGCCGCGAGGACGUGAUCGAGAAAGAGAAUCGUCCGGUUAAUUUCCGAGAAAACUCCGAAAGCAGAAUGAGAAACACAUCGAGGCUGAGUAAAACGACGCCGUUGCCUUCACCGGCGGUUUUCUCAUCGUCGCUUCCAGUGAAUAUUCCGGGAAGGAGGUAUUCUGAGGAUGAGGAAUAUUCGGAAGACGGAGGAAGGAGAAUGGUUCCGCCGCAUCUGAUCGUUGGACGGAGGAUCGAAAGCGGUCAAAUGGCGUUUUCCGUUUGUACAGGUCAGGGAAGGACUCUUAAAGGCCGAGAUCUGAGCCGGGUUCGUAAUUCGGUUCUCAGGUUAACCGGUUUUUUGGAGGCUUAAAUAUGGACCGGUUUUUGAUUUAUUAAAAAAAUUCGUCUUCCAAUUUUUUUUUUAUUUAGCGGAAGAAAUCAGUUGUCUGAUAUUGUUGUUAGUUUAGUCACUUGAACGAAUGUCAAAAGGAAAAUGUCAAAAAGAACAUUUAUUUCUCUGUUUAUUUAUUUGAAUUCUUAUUUUUGAUUUCUCUCAAAUGUAACCGGAAAAUAAUUGAAGUUACUUUUUUUUAUCA